Molecule: messenger RNA, 3099 nt
Organism: Mercenaria mercenaria
Lineage: Eukaryota; Metazoa; Mollusca; Bivalvia; Venerida; Veneridae
Exons: 7
Coding region: 1312-2928 (538 amino acids)
Source: RefSeq, a predicted model, not a curated record
CUCUAGCUUCUCUUAGAGUGCACUCCCUUUACAAAGCGUCUGUUCAGUUAUUGUAAAUAACUGUGAAUAAAUAAGUAUCGCGUGUAACUUGUGCUGUUGUUCGUUUUUAAGUAUUAUAUUUUUGAUUUUGGUAAGUAUCAGUCGGUAUGUUUUUAUCUAAUUUCUCGAAGAAUUUAUAUAAACAGCUUGGAAACUUGACACUACGUUCGUACUUAUCCGUACUCCAACUGCGUGUCCGUACUCAAUAUAACUCGAAUGCAAAGUUAUUAUUCUUGAAAUUGUGAUUGAGUCCACCAAAUUGUGAAAUGAUAUGAACAGUUAUUGGUAAUUUUAUGUUUUUAAUAAUGAGAGAUAAAAAUCGCCUAAAAACCUUCAGGAUGUGCUUUUAAAAGUGUUGUUUAUUUCCGGGCCCUGGAUACGGAUAUUUAAAACAUGUUUACCGUUUCCAAGAACAACUGGAAUGGUAAAUAAAAAAUGUACCGGAAUCGUCAAGUCAUCACGUAUGAAAACAAUACAUAAAUCGUCGUGAAAUAUAUUUUUAUGCAAGAAUAGCGACAAUACACGUUUGUUUUGUGUAUUAACGUCUGCAGAAGCCCUUGGGAUAUGUUUGUGACCUCGACCUUCGGUCUCGGUCACAAACAACCCCGCGGGCUUCUGCAGACGUUAAUACACAAAAAACAUGUAUUAUCCCUACAAUAAUUCACUGUUUUCUUCCUUCUUUGUUUAAUAUGAAAAUGAACCGGAUCGUGUUAGAAUCCCCGUUAAGUUACACUGGUACCGGGAACGUCAAUAUUUUUCCAUACACGCCUGAAUUUCAUACUCGGGUGCAUGACGUAGGCCUAAUUCAGUGUGUGUUGUUGCACUAUUUUUUUCUAUUUAGUUCACAAUUGUCAAUCCUAUUCAGGCUAUUGAACAUAUUUAUGAUAUUUACAUAAUAUUUAUACAUGUAUGUGCGUAUGUAAUAAAAAGGUCGUUCUUCAGUGGAAGAAUAUUGCGCUCCUAAAGUCGCGCAAUAUUUCCGCUGAAGAACUCGUGCAUAUUUCCCGAUACAAAGCUCAUAACCUAUAAAUAUACCAUAGUUGUCGUUGAACAUCACAAUACAGUCAUUAGGCAACACUUCAGAAGACAGGGAUACCAACACUUUCAGGUCUAUAUUCAGACAGUUGUGGCGCUCCGUAUACAUAUAAAAUGUAUGACUAAUGUACAUUUACAUGCAGAGUUUCUCAGGGGAAAUAUACCGCACAUGUUUCGGCAGAUGCAGGACAUAUUGUAAUUUGUUGUCAGCUAAUAUUCCAUUGAAGAAGAAGAGAGAUGGAAGAGAAAAAUCAGCCACAGUUUUGUCAUUUGGGAAUUCUCCAUGCGGUCAUCAUUAUCAUUGCAACAUUAGUAUGGUAUCUGCACAGGAAGUUGAGAAGGAAUUCCGCUCCAAAUAGUGUCAGGUCCAGAAAAUCCGGAUGGGAAAUAUCGAAAAACCUACAAUUUUCUGAGAUAGGAGUGAACUUCAACAAAUGGAGACGACCAGUAAGCAUUUGGGGUCGAGAUGAUGAAGAUCUGAAGCUAUGUCAAGAGUUUAGAUCCAUUGAUAUAGGAAAGAAAGAAUGGGAUCGUGCAACAAGAACUGUGGAUGCUGUGCUGUCCAUGUUGUUGUGCGAGAUGCAGAAAAUAGCGCGCAGAGAGUACAAAGAUUUGGUCAUUGAAAAAUAUGUAAAACAAGGUAGUAGUCGAGAAGGCCUAAAAGUAAACAAGGCAGAUGAGUUUGACGUUUUGUUGUUGUUUUACAUAACGGGAAUGCAUUUAGAGAUAAAACACCUUACUGAUGCAAACGACUUCAUCUUACCAGAGUUUGGCCGCCUCGUAGUUGCAGACGACAUUAGAAACCCAUGGCUGAAUAAUUACAUCGUUAUAGAUGAAGUUUUGGGAAAAUAUUGUUUAAAUUCUAGAAAACUGCACGAGAAAUUGUUUAUUUCCAUCAUUCAAAGGGCUGCACAUGAAUUGCAGCAAACAGUGGUCAAAGAAAGCAAAGAUGAUUCGUUUCGUUUUACCAUCGAAAAAUUUCGAAAAAAUCCACCUUCUGUGAAUAUUCAAAUCGAGCUUUCGCAUAAGGAUGAGAAUUGUCCUUACGAUGAACAUCUGACAGAGAUUAAGGCCAGUAACUAUGGUUUCACACCCGAAUCAGCACGGAUACCUAUAUUUUUUAGGACGUUAAUCGACGUUGAUAUAGUACCAGGGAUACAGUUACGAACUGAACAGGUACCGAACCCAACAGAUUGGGACGGGACAAUGGAAUGCCCAAGAUACGCUGUUUUCAGGUGGGUUGAGCAAAACCAGCCAGCUGCCGCAUAUUAUAAAUAUGCACCGGAAAUCCGUUGGCGAGUAUGUACUUCUGGUUAUGAAAAACACGUGGUAGAUGUAACACGCGGUUCAAAAGAACAAAGUUAUAUCGUUACUGCUUUGCGAAUCAUGAAAUCGGAAUUUCAGGGCUUAAGAGGUCUUUUGGAGCCGCCUCAACUUGUUACAGUUCUGCGAUCCUACUAUCUAAAACACAUUGCCUUUUACUGCAUAUUGUAUCUGACUGUAAUAAAUAAGGUCGGCUUAUUGGGUGUCAAGCAGGCGCUUGCAUAUUAUCUGGACUUUCUUCAAGUUGUUUUGGAAGAAAAACGACUUCCUCACUUUUUCCAUGAUAACGAAUUCAUAGUAUACAUGUUCCCUACAUACGAAAUGAGUAGGAAUACUCUGAGGUAUGAUUUAUUUACUGGCAAGCCGAAGGAAUUUUUGGAACAAGCAGAACUGUCUUUUAAAAGGCUCAGACUAAAACAGAAAUUAUGCGAAGACGCGUCCACUUUCCCUGAAUAUGCAAAAAUAUUUAGAAGAUACAUACAAGCUGGAAAAUAUUACACUGGACCCUGCAGGCCUCAUAAAAUUGUAUAGACCUUGUACGUUACUGCAUGAAUGACAUUGGUGCUGCACCUUAAAAUGUUCAGUUGCUGGGAAGUGAUGUAAAAAAGGUUGGAUCCAUUUUAAGUGAACUGUGAAAUGAAAAUCAUACUAGCAUCAUAACCUUGUUUCUAUUGGAAAAAAGUAAAGUUAAUGAAAUCAGAA